GACGGCUGUCACCGUCUCCCGGGUCGCGGACCCUUCACUCACCUCGUCUCUCCCCAGCCUUGGAUUCAGUGUCUGGUGCUCCGCCGACCAUGACAAAUGUCAACACAACAGCGAUGCCUUGGGGCAGUGACGGCCAGGUGAUCCUUCCCAGCGUCUCAGUCCCAGCGGGAGCUGGAGAAGCCGGGCAGAGUGGCCCCAUGCCAGGGACCAGCGCCUCUCCUGCCACCCUCGCACCCACACCCAGUGAGACUGAAGGGACAUUGCAGACCGCUGACAGCCCCGCACAAGGAGUUGUGUCUGGCUUCGAAGUACAUCCCACCAGUCCAACCAGUGUGGUCCUAACGUGGAAAAAGGAAAACCCAUCGGCCUCGGACUGGUAUAGGAUAGAGGAGGAGACGAGCAACACAGCCGUUAGCACCCAGCAAACGUGGUACAACGUCACGGGCUUGCGUCCGGCGACUACGUACACGUUCUCCAUAUCCCUGGGAAGGGGUAACAAGACCUGGGGAAAGCCCACCUCCAAAAAUGUCACCACAGAGCCUCUUCCGGUGUGGGGCCUGCGCGUGGCCUUCAUGGGGCGCACACAGGUUGUCCUCACCUGGGGCAGCGACAGCAGCACUGCCUCCUGCCGGCUGCUUCUUGAGAGCAUCGGAAGCCAGCAGAUGCUGACCAGCAUUCCAGACCUGCGGCCCGGGUUUCAGCGAGUUAUUCUCAGUCUCCCAGGAUCGGACGAGGCGCAGAGCGAACCCCCGGUUACCCCAAGUGGCUCAGGUGCCGGUGGCAUAGUGAGCAGCACCCCCAUCCCUGCGUAUUGGAGCCUGGAGCACACAGGCCUGGACUCCGACCUGGAGACCCGAGACACAGAAGUCCUGAUCGCGGGGCUGCAGCCCGACGCGCACUACAGCGCCGCUGUGUACCCUCGGGCGGCGGACAGCACAGAGGGACAGCCGCGGGGCGUGGAGUUCCAGACAAACUCCGAGCAGGUGUUUGACAUCAGGGCCGUGAAUGUCAGUGCCACGAGCCUGGGCCUGGCCUGGAAAAUGCGGCACAGCGGGUCGUCCUCUGCCUACACCUAUGGGGUCCACGUGGCCGGGGACGCUGAGUCCUUCAACCUCACCACCCAGGAGCCUUGCGCCGAUGUUGCCGAACUCAGCUCGAGCACCCUGUACCGCAUCACCGUGCACCCCCUGCUGCGAGGGGCGGUGGGCACGCCGGGGUUCCUGCAGGUGUACACCCGUGAGUUUGCCGCUGCCUCCUGCCCGUCCUGCGUGGUAGCCUCGCAGGUCCCUGGGGCCCCCUACCCCUCAGGGCGGGGGACAGAAGAACAGCUGCCCUUGCCCACGCGCCCCGCAGCCCUGUGAUGUGGGUGGCGUUCGCCCCUUCUUUUGGCCGAAGAAGCCAAGGCGGGGAGAGGGGCUGUAGGCGUGUGUCACACGGGGACAGCGGAGGCCAGGUGAAACCUCUGCUCUGUCCCUGCUCCUGCCCGGGAGUGUCAGCUCUUCUGCUGGGGUAGGGACCAGGGGGAGAAGGAGGACCCGGGUGCUCACGUCCUGGUGUCCCUGGAACGUCGGUGGUGGAAGGGAGCGGGUUGCUUACGUGUCCCGUAAGGGUGAGCUGGUCGGUGGGCCGCAGGCACAGCACUUCCUGUUGGAACGCAGGUCACAGUGUGGCGUGGCGCUGGAGUAGGGCCUGGGUGCACGGCCGCGUGGCCGCCGGCACUGCAGUGGUCUUCAGGGUAGGCGCUGGGCUCCUGUUACAGAUGAGAAAAUGUCAGCCCAGCACGGCUGAAAAUUGGCCCAAGUCCACUGAGCCAGCAGAUGGCAGAGCAGGGUCUGGGACCCAGGAGUGCCUGGUGCAGGGCCCGGGCUCACCCUGCAGGAGUCCCUCAGCCAGGAGCCUGGGUGUCCCAGCCCACACUUGCCUGCUGCCUCCUUACCUGGUCUUCUGUGCUGGCUCUAGGGAGAAGAUGAGAUCUGCUUACAUUUCUUCACCUUUGGCUUUUUUUUGGGGGGGUACUGGGCAUUAAACUUGUUU
Fukomys damarensis (Damara mole-rat) is the source of this 2034-nucleotide messenger RNA. RefSeq names its product receptor-type tyrosine-protein phosphatase eta-like. Gene Ontology annotation, molecular function: protein binding. The record is from RefSeq and is a predicted model, not a curated record. NCBI's taxonomy places the organism in Eukaryota, Metazoa, Chordata, Mammalia, Rodentia, Bathyergidae. The transcript has 5 exons. Bases 90 to 1361 code for a protein of 423 amino acids.